This is a messenger RNA of Somion occarium, 1436 nucleotides long. NCBI's taxonomy places the organism in Eukaryota, Fungi, Basidiomycota, Agaricomycetes, Polyporales, Cerrenaceae. The record is from the annotation of a GenBank genome assembly.
GAGUACACAAGUGACAGGAACAAUUGGUUUCUCACUGUAACGGCAUAGCCAAGAAACCCGUUGUUCCAUUACAAACGUAACUCAUGUCAUAUUUCGGAUUAAAAGCGAGGAUAAUGCCCUGUAAGGUUCAAUUUGAGUUGGUUCUUCCAGUAUUCAACCACCGUCUCAUAGUAGCUCUAACAAUUUUGAGCUAGCUGAAGAUGUUAGCUCUGGCUACGCUGUCAUUCUUUUGUGUUAGCAUUCUCCUCAACUCCCCAGCAGCUUCGAAGCCACUCCAGGCACCUAGGUCUAUACCCUUGCAUCCGCCUAGGCCUGCGUUCGACGGCCAAUACGUGUACCCAACAGUACUGAAUUCCGAAACAGAAUGGUGGUGGUCCCAUGCUGUAGCUGAUGACGCUAUUGGAGCCAACCCACCUGCCUCCAUUCAAGUGAUAUUCUUCAUGGGCUACCUGUUCGGACCCCCGAUACCUGUGAUUUCCCCUCAAUUCUAUAUUUCUGUAACUGGGAACUACGCGGAUGGGAGGACCUUCUCAUAUACCCUACCGGCCCUCAACGGUGUGGUGACUUCGAUAGGUCAAGAGGUCGAUGGACUUUGGCUUGGUGCUGGAAAGUUCAAAACAUCUGCGGACCUUUCCACCUAUACCAUCACCUUCGACGGAUUGCUUUCGCCGAUUAAAGGUACCAUCAAGCUCACCAGUAACGCCCCUCAUCACUUCGGAUGCAAUUCCACAACCUCUCCUUAUUUCGAUUCCGACAUCCCUUCGGGACGACUCACAGAAUCAGAAACUAAGCUGUAUAGUCAGAUUGGUUGGCCCGCAACCAUACCAGGUGGAAAGGCUGUUGUUGAUUUGAAGAUCGCGGGCAAAUCGUUCCAAUUUGAAGGCACAGGGUACCAUGACCAGAACUGGAUGCCCGAGCCCAUCCAAAAUUUCAUCUCGACAUGGUAUUUUGGUGCCGCUACAGUUGGACCAUAUACCUUUUCCUACCUCGCAGUGCGUACGAUAGACUCCGACCGCACAUUGACCACCGGAUUUCUCGCUCGCGACGGUAUAGUCCUCCAGAAUCAAUGCGGCACUGAUAAGCAAGGAAAUGAUCGAAGCUCACUUACGCCAUUUGGAGUAAUUCAUAAUCCUGUAUCUGGGGUCGAUGUUCCACAGGGCUACAACAUCGACUACAUCUUGACAAACGGAGAGCAAUAUAGCUUCCAGUUGACAGAGAUAGCGGAGGUGGUUGAUAUGAAUGUAUAUCAUCAGAGUGUAGGAUCCGUAAAGGGAGGUAAAGUGGGAGAAGAACCUUCAGAGGGACAUACGGUAUUCGAGUGGUUGAAUCCAGGCCUUGUAACUUACACGCCUUCGUCAUAAUCGAAGUAGUUCGAUGCCGGUAAUCAAAGACGUAUAUCUUUGGAUUGUUACAACAACUGAAAGCAAAGCAUCCAC